This is a messenger RNA of Megalopta genalis, 1898 nucleotides long. Lineage: Eukaryota; Metazoa; Arthropoda; Insecta; Hymenoptera; Halictidae. The record is from RefSeq and is a predicted model, not a curated record.
ACAGUCGCGUCAGAUGGAACGAUGACAGAGCAACACGUAUGUGGGCUCACGUGUCCAUUCCAACACGGUUUCGUGAUAAAUUCCACAUGUACCGGCUAGUAUUGCGUAAUGAUCCACGAAUCGAAUUAAUUGAUAAGGACAACGAUCGGGGGACAGCGGCCUCGAAGACCGCAAACAAAGUCGAACUGUCCGACGAAAUAUAAUACAAAUUCAGCUUCGAAACGGUUCCUGUCGUUGAGAUCGAUCAUCUUUUUUUUCGAAAGAGACUAGAACGGUUGCAUAGAUCGUGCGAUGCAGGAAGGAGGAGAGAAGCAAGAGAAGCCUGUCGCGAUCAUGAAAGACAACGAAACGGCAGAGAUGAAAGAGAUCGUGUUGCGCGAGGUUGAGCCUCUGCUGCGCCAGAAACUCGGGGACCAUGUGGUCGUCGAGAAUUUCACUGUCGAGCCCCUGUUGCCCCCCGGCGAGAACUAUGGUAGCACCAUCCUCAAGGUCGACGUCGACCUGAAAAAAGGGCAGGACGGUGAACAGGAGCAGCUCCACCUGAUCGGUAAAAUGUUGCCGCCGACGGAGUUUCAGCGGCGCAUCUUCAACAGCUCCAAGACGUUCGUCAAGGAAAUCUUCAUGUACGAGACAAUUAUGCCGGCCUACAGCAAGCUCGAGGCUAGCCUGAAACCCAAGGAGGUCUUCAACUUCCUGCCGAAGUUCUACGGGUCCAGGAUGUCCCUGCAACCGGACGUCGAGAUGGACGACGACGCGGUCUUCCUUAUGGAGAACCUGAAGGCCUACGGAUACUACCAUGGCGUCAGGAGUGUCGGAUACGACAUGGAGCAUUCGAAAGUCGCCUUGCAAGCCCUGGCCAGGUUUCAUGCUUUGGGGAUGGCCAUGAAGCAGAAGCAACCAGGACUGUUCCACAUGUUCAAGAUGCACUCGAAAACCUACUCGAUAGAUGCAGCACCUGACUCUGAUAUGUUUGAAGCAACAUUGAAUACGAUCAAGGAGGAUCCCGACAUGUGCGUCUAUUACGACGUCUGUGAAAACGUCGUCAACGAUAUAGUGCGCAAAGGGUUCUGGGGAGACGUUCCCCGGGAGCCUUGGAUGACCAUCAUCCAUACCGACUUCUGGGUGAACAAUGUGCUGUUUCAUCGUGAUGACAAGGGGAAAAUCGACGACGUGAAAUUCGUCGAUUUCCAAACGUACGUGUACUCCAGCGCGCUGCGCGAUGUAAUCCUUUAUCUGUUUACGAGCGUCGAGGUUGACAUCACGGACGAACAGCUCGAAAGCCUGCUAGAUUUAUACUAUGAGACGCUGCUGAAGAGACUGAACCAACUAAAGUGCGAUACGAAGGCUUUCGACAAAGAAUUAUUCUUGGAGAAGUUGAAAGAAGAUGCUCAUUACGAGUUCGUACACUUACUGAUGAUGAUCAAGAUAAUGACGAUGGACAUAAAGGAAUCGAACUUCGAUUAUGACAACAUGCACACGGCUAUUAUCGAUCAGGAAGACAGUAAAACAUUCGUUGAUCGAUUACGCAGAGUGGUAUUGUACUUCUGUAAGCGCAAUUGGUUACCUGUAGAUGAGAAGACGUCCUGAGGACGUCCAUUUUAUGUUGAUAGAUCGUUCUACAAUUUAACGCGUUGACUUUCGCGUCAACCAAAUAAUUGCUCACGUGUUCAAAGUAAUUCCGGGCUCUGAGUGUUACGAUAAGCUUCGACCAAUCAGAUUUUGUUGUGCCAAGGCAGGGACAACGAUUUUGUGGAAUUUUUAUCGUCUGAUUUGGCAGCCGACGGAUUAAUCUGAACCUCUUGAAAAGUUCGAAGAUAUUUUCUGAUAACAUUCAAAAAGCUUGUAAUCCCUUUUCCGAAGUAACAAGACCGAAUAAACAGCUAUUUGGAUACGUAUAA